AUGCUUAAGGAAGAUUAUGGUUACCCAGAUACUCUUGACUUUAGUGACAGAUAUAAAGAAGCUAUUAGAAAGUUCAAGGAAGGAAAUACUGACCCGAACCUAUUUAGCUUUAUGGUUGAGCAUCAAAUCGGAUAUAAUCUCAAACCUGGAAAAUACAAGCUCGCUAAGGGAUAUGAUUUAAUAGCAUAUCAUCCAAAUGACAUGAAUGAAUUUACUCCGAGAUAUUUGAUGUCAGAGCUAAAUGAUAAUUCAACUCUCUUCAUGAAACGCGUAAAAAAUAGAGACGGAACGAAAGAAGAAAGGUUUAUGAGUCCGGAUGACUUAGAUAGGGAACUUGUUAAAAACGGUCUCGGAAUAUAUGAAAUGCCAGCAGAUGAGGUACAAGAAACUCCACAGGAAGAAGUUCAGAUACAACCAGACAUGGAAGAAAUAGUUCAGCAACAACAGCUAGAAGAGCCUGAAGGAAACGAACAAGUCCCUCCUUUGGAAACUAACUUCACAGAACUAGAUGAAGAUUUGGAACAGCCGAAAAAUCUUGACCCUCAACAAGAGUAUGAGGUGAAUAUGGAAUCUUUCCAAGAGUCUAAGAAAAAUUCGGCUGACAUAGUAGAAGAAUAUCGAAAAAUGUUCACCGACAUACAAAAGACUCCAACAUCAGAUGAAAAUAUUCAGCAUAGAAUGGAAGUACUGAAAGAAAAUGUACGCAAAUACAAUAAUCCUUUUUACUUACGACCAUAUAACGUUCAAUCUUUGGCUGAACUCGGUGAAAAUAAAAGGUUAAAUUUCAACAAAACAUAUAGAAAUGAAACAUUGUUUAAAGUUCAUUCAGAACCUAACCAAUAUGGAAACAAACCUACUUUUGUUUCUGCAGACUAUGGAACUACAAUGAAAUGGGGUCAUAAAGCUAAUCCGGAUAGGUGGUUCAUAAACUUACAACCUCAAUUCCAAGAAGUUGUAGACGCAAU
Molecule: messenger RNA, 965 nt
Organism: Trichomonas vaginalis G3
Lineage: Eukaryota; Parabasalia; Trichomonadida; Trichomonadidae
Product: protein of unknown function, DUF4106 family
Exons: 1
Source: RefSeq, a predicted model, not a curated record